This is a messenger RNA of Sphenostylis stenocarpa, 750 nucleotides long. NCBI's taxonomy places the organism in Eukaryota, Viridiplantae, Streptophyta, Magnoliopsida, Fabales, Fabaceae. The record is from the annotation of a GenBank genome assembly.
AUGGUGAAGAUAACUCUUGGUAGCUUUGAGGACUCUUUUAGCGCUGCCUCUCUGAAGGCCUAUUUUGCAGAGCUUCAUGCCACUCUCAUUUUCGUCUUCGCAGGCGUUGGAUCGGCCAUUGCUUACAACGAGAUUACAAAAGAUGCUGCGUUGGAUCCAACGGGGCUGGUGGCAGUGGCAGUGGCCCACGCAUUCGCAUUAUUUGUAGGUGUGUCGGUGGCAGCCAACAGCUCAGGUGGCCAUUUGAACCCAGCUGUCACACUUGGAUUGGCCAUUGGAGGCAACAUUACCCUUCUAACUGGUUUCUUGUACUGGAUUGCCCAAUUGUUGGGUUCUAUCCUUGCAAGUCUCCUCCUUAAUUUGGUUACUGCCAAGAGCAUUCCAACCCACGGAUUGGCUUCUGGUGUGAACGCUUUCCAAGGAGUAGUGUUUGAGAUUAUCAUCACCUUUGGGUUGGUUUACACAGUGUAUGCAACUGCAGCAGACCCUAAAAAGGGGUCAUUGGGUACCAUUGCACCCAUUGCUAUUGGGUUCAUUGUGGGUGCCAACAUAUUAGCUGCUGGUCCGUUCAGUGGUGGUUCCAUGAACCCAGCUCGCUCAUUCGGUCCAGCUGUGGUUAGUGGAAACUUCGCUGAUAACUGGAUCUACUGGGUUGGUCCCUUGAUUGGAGGAGGUUUGGCUGGUUUCAUCUAUGGAGAUGUUUUCAUUGGUUCUUAUGCCCCAGUCCCAGCCUCUGAAACCUACCCUUAA